AUGUCAAAAGUUUCGUAAAGUUUUUGGAAUUCCGUAAUUCCGUAGCCGUAAGCUAGUGCUUUAUCUAGGUUUAAUUAGUUUUUUUACGUUCAUUAUGUAUGAUUGAGUGCUUAGUAAUUAGUGAAUCAUACAAUCAUCACAUAAUAAGUGGUUAUCGGUGUGAUAAAUCCAAGUGGGCGGGGAUCCAAGAUGCCGCGGAAACUGCUAAAGUUCCUGAUCGUGUUCGACAACACGUCGCUGCUGUACUUCCCGGGGCAGUUCCUGUCGGGGAAGGUGCUUAUGGAACUGCAGGAUGACACUCCGGUUCUUGGGCUACAUUUCCAUGUAGUGGGGGAAGGAGUGGUCCGGGUGGGCUCCGGGCGGCACGAGCGGCUCUUUGACAAAGAAAACUACAUUGAUUUCAGGAUGCGACUGCUUGGUGAACCAGGAAACGGCGCCUCAGUCCUCUCCCCCGGCAUCCACAGUUUCCCCUUCAAGCUGGGGCUGCCGCAGGGGCUCCCCUCCACAUUCCUGGGCACUCACGGUUGGGUGCAGUAUUACUGUAAAGCGGCGCUGCGCGAACCCAACGGCCUCACCCAUAAAAACCGUCAAGUUUUUAUUGUCUGCAACCCAAUAGACCUUAAUUUGGAGCCUCCAGUUCUCUCGCAAGAAUUCGAAUGCAGCGUGGAGCACCGGCUCGGCGUGGGCUGCGUGGGCGGCGGUAGCGUGGCGUGCCGCGUCACGCUCGACCGGGGGGCCUACGUGCCCGGCGAGACCAUAGCUCUGAGUGCAGCCCUGGCCAACCACUCCAGGACCACUAUACGGGGCACUAGAGCCACGCUCACGGAGACGAUCCAGUAUUCAGCUCACGGCAAAGUGUGCGCCAAGGAAGUUCGGGAACUUGCCGCACUCACCCGCGGCAAAGUGAGACCCGGCGCCACCGACACGUGGCGACGCGAGCUCCUGUACAUACCGCCGCUCCCGCCCACUAAUCUACGCGGCUGCCAUCUCAUACAAGUGCAUUACGACGUGUUUUUUAUAAUAGAGCCAAAGAGCCUGGAGAAGGAAGUGAAGCUGCAGCUCCCAAUCCUCCUGGGUACGUACCCCUUCGCCUCGGAGCGGGACUCCUCCCCCUCCUCCCCCGCCGCCCCUCCCCUCUACCCCAGCACGCUGCCCGUGUUCCGGCCCUGGCUCGCCGAGAAACCGCAACAGUAACACAACACACCAGACUACAACUGCUGUUACUGCCUAGUGCCUACCUACACACUUACCUCUUCUCGUCUAAAUAGAAGUCGGUCAUAUAGCUGAACGUUGCCCGUCUUUCAGCCGUGGCUGGCUGAGAAAAUGCAGAAUUAAAUCUUAUGAUGUCUAUAUCUGCAUCGGCAAUGAAUAUAUCUGUCAUAUGCAGUUGAGGACCCUGGCAAAUUCUGGGUACAUACUACAUAGUACCAUAGAAUACUAAUAUACUAGAGCGGUACUGUCAUAGUAAAUUUUGUAACCCCAGUAAAUUCACUGCCAUCUAUCGACACACUUUAAAACUAAAAAUGAAGAUUUAUAAAAAUACGAUAGAAUGUAUUUAAAUAUAGAUAAAUGAUUUUUUUUAUUUGCAUUAAUUAUUUUUAUGAACUUGACCCAUGUUCUUUCACUGAUAUGCGUUAAAAUUGUUAAAUAACAAACGAAACCGUCAACGCCAUCUAUUCGACUGUAGGCCAAAACUAGUAGCGCCCUCUGAACGAGAAUCAAAUUUUCUUGAUUUUCGAGGCACGUUUUUUCCUUAGACUGUAUCUAUCUAUUACGGAGUUAUAUCUAUCUUUGAUAGUACGUACUCGUUCGUGUUUAAACGGAACUCUGUUUUUUUUCACUCAUAACGAAGGCCGUCGUUUCGGUAGCCCACCGCCCUGCUUAAAAGAACAAUAGUUUUUAACACGUUCACUGCCGGCACGAGCGCAGCCGAUAACACGCAUUUUCCUUUUUUUUUUUGGGAUUACCAACAGACAAUACAUCAUGAAAACAUUAUUUGUAGCUUACAUAACAUUAAGGUUAAAUGUUUGUCCAAUUGUAGGUAACCACAGCUUAAUACCAGUGCAAUAUAAUAUAAUAAAUAUUCAAAUAUUAUUAAAAGAAUACUUUUCUAUUGCACUUUGCGGCAGAAAAGUGACGACGUUUUUGUAGCGAAAAACGGUCGGUCGGUGGCAGUGAAUGUGUUAACAGAUUAGAGUCUGUGUCCAGUUAUACUAUAACUACAAAUCUAGGAAUCGAAAUCUAGAUCUGUAUUGUCUGUGGGUACAUGCUCAUAAAAUUCUUAGGCUUAAUUAAACCAUUGUUUUAUUGCGUGGAAUUGACUUUUUAUAUCGACUUAUUUCUAAUGUACUACUAUUUUGUAAUUUAAUUCCACGCAAUAAAUGUUUUUGUGUACGAUUUUUUUCAAUUGUGAAAUGUACCUACUUUAAUAUGAAAAUGCAUAAUAAAUAUAAAUACACCUAGGUUUUGUAAGCUUUAAAUACACAAACACCGCAAUAUGUGCUUCGCGUCUGUUUUCAUACGGCUUAACCCUUUAAUGGCUAUUUGUCAUAUUCAUAUCAAAAAUUAUUCAAAAUGUCACACACGCGCCAAUAUUACUAGUACACGAUUUAAGAAUAUCAAUAAAAUUUCACCAUCAUUAAAAGCAUGAAUGUUACUUUAAGAGAGCUUGACAACUUUAAGGAUUCUUGGCGUUCGAAGGGUUAAGUAUUUGUAAAGAUUAAAUUUUUGUAUUUUCACAUAUUGGCGGCGCACUUUCCCACUUAUAAAUGACUUUGUGCCAUCACAUUACUGCAGUUAUUUUUAUAUUUUAACACGUGUUUAUUAGGUCCUUUAUCAAUGAGUUUGAGAAGUGCUUUAUGUUUUUCUGAAUACUCUCGAAUAUUGACAAUAAUUACAGGUACUUUUAAGGUAUACAUUUGAAGUAUAUUAAGUUUAAGAUUCGUGUUAUUUACGUCCUGAAUAUGAUACUUAUUUUAUUACUAUAAAAGUAAAAAUGUAUUUAUAAUUUACAGUUUAUACGACUAACCUGUGAUAAACCAGUCCGUCCAGUGUAAUAUGAUCUAUGAAUAUAAAAUAUACUUUUUAGGAAUC
This is a messenger RNA of Cydia strobilella, 3093 nucleotides long. RefSeq names its product arrestin domain-containing protein 4 (gene Vdup1). The transcript has 7 exons. The record is from RefSeq and is a predicted model, not a curated record. The coding region runs from base 190 to 1194 and encodes 334 amino acids. Gene Ontology annotation, biological process: protein transport. Lineage: Eukaryota; Metazoa; Arthropoda; Insecta; Lepidoptera; Tortricidae. Gene Ontology annotation, cellular component: cytoplasm.